Messenger RNA from Thyridium curvatum, 921 nucleotides. RefSeq lists its product as uncharacterized. The transcript has 2 exons. The record is from RefSeq and is a predicted model, not a curated record. Gene Ontology annotation, biological process: mycotoxin biosynthetic process. Lineage: Eukaryota; Fungi; Ascomycota; Sordariomycetes; Thyridiales; Thyridiaceae. The coding region runs from base 1 to 921 and encodes 306 amino acids.
AUGAAGUACGAACAGAUUAGUGAGUCUGAGGAAACAUUGCUCCAAAAUGAUGGGCAUGGUGUCACCCGAUCUGCAAGGCGAGACUCUCAGACAAAGCUUUUUGGGCUGUCUGUACUUUUCAAUGCCCUUCUCAUCAUUACUUUGGCCGCCAUAGUUGCCGAGAGGCAAUUCGGAGAGGCUUCGUCAGAUAAUAACUGGCUGAGGCAAACGUCUCACUACUCGCCGCUCUGGGGAAGUGACCUCGAGAAGAAGCUUGUCAAGGUCGAUAAGUUGUUCGACGGCAGUCUCUUCGAAACGGCGAAUCCUUCGAUCUACCGCAACGGUCUCUCGCCCACAGAAGACGUCGACAGAGCCUGGCAAGAGCUAGAGUGGAUCCGCACGUUUCCCAUCACGGCCAACGACGUCAGGGGCAUCGGCAAGGACCCCGAGCUGGCCGUCAAGUUCCCACCCGAGUACGGCCUCGGCGACGACGCAUACGUCGCCCAGCUCGACAUCUUCCACCAGCUGCACUGCCUGAACCUGCUGCGGCACAUCGCCUGGGGCGAGUUUGACCGCGACGGCGUGACGGCGAAGCGGCCGUAUUCCGACCUGCACUGGAUCCACGUCACCCACUGCACAGAGCUGAUCCGCGAGAACCUCGUGUGCGGCGCGAACCUUGACGUGAUCACCUUCAAUUGGAAGGAGACGCAGGACCUGCCGUUUGCCGACUUCAACGUGAACAAGAAGUGCUCCAACAUCGAGGUCUUAAUGGAGUGGCAAGAGAAGAAUACAAUUGUGGCCGAGAGGGCGAGGAACUUUACCAGGCCCGCUGGAGCCAAACAGGUGCCCAUCAGUGACGAGUACUUCCGAAUCUUUGGGAUAGAAAAAGUCGAUCUUCACGCGGGAGAGGCACAUGAGCAUUCUUUCAAGGACGCACAAUGA